Bombina bombina (fire-bellied toad) is the source of this 9418-nucleotide messenger RNA. It is a transcript of the gene ADAMTSL4, whose product is annotated as ADAMTS like 4. The record is from RefSeq and is a predicted model, not a curated record. NCBI's taxonomy places the organism in Eukaryota, Metazoa, Chordata, Amphibia, Anura, Bombinatoridae. Bases 584 to 4831 code for a protein of 1415 amino acids. Gene Ontology annotation, biological process: extracellular matrix organization. Gene Ontology annotation, cellular component: extracellular matrix. The transcript is spliced from 18 exons. Gene Ontology annotation, molecular function: metalloendopeptidase activity.
GUGGCGCUCAGCACUGUGUGCUAAUAGGCAGAGGGCAUGUAAAAGCCACAAGUCACACACUGGCUGGCGAACAGAAGAUUUAGGGCUUUGCAUUCCACAGCAGAAUGAAACCGAUGAGCGUCAGGCAGAGGGAGGUGCUGAGCUGAGCAUACUGAGUCACUGCUACACACACUGCCUCAGCUCACUACUAAGGGGGCUUUCCUGGGGGUUCGCAGAGGAUAUUCUAUGAAAUUGCAGGAGGGGAGUUACAGAACAGGCUACACAGGGGCCUCAUCUGCAGCAAAUACCAAUAAAUCUGGCACCUAAACCCUGGAUUUACUUAGGCACAUGAGCAGAAGUGAAGACUUGUAGCCUCAUGCCUGGGGAAACGUAAACUUCACUUCAUACACCCAGCAAUAAGUGGAUUUUUACUACACUGUUUAACUUUUCAUUGAAAAAAAGGAGUUACCAGACCUGCAGGAAAGCUGCACUUAGAAGAGAAUAAAAAUAUAACUUUUUAUUCAGGAUUGCAUUAUCAAGAAAUCAUUCGCCUGCUGGAGUGGCAGUAAAGAAAAUAACAAAUUCCUUCUGAUCAACAUAAAUCAUGACCUUGAAAAUCAGGACGGCCAGUCUGGGAUAUACCUUCCUCUGUCUGAUGGUUGUCUGUCUGAGCACAGGACUUGAACAGUUUAAGCAUAGGACACCUCGACAAGCCUUGGAAGAUGGAACUUCAGGUGCUAAAAUAUUGGGAACAUGGAGUUCCUGGGGAUCAUGGUCUGUCUGCUCUCAGACCUGUGGUUUAGGAGUUAUAGAGAGAAGCCGGACUUGCUUGUCUCCAUAUCAACAAGUUCCUUGGGUUCCAGGAGCAGAAGCAGCUCCUCCACUUAUUCAGAGUCACUCACAGGUUCCAUUUCAUGAUGAAAGGACCAACUUAUAUAACUUUGGGGCAGCAAGGCCAGCCUAUCCCCUUCAUACAGAUAGUGACAUUGCAGCUCCUCUUAUUGUCCCUUCUGUUCCAAGAAAUCCAUCUUCUGUUCAGUAUAAUCCAUUCAACCGUCAUACACGCCAAGAGACACUUCCCUCAGGAUCACAGUACCACAAGCGGGAUCACACAUCUAAUCAGAGAUUGCCAUCAAACCGUGGAAGGUCAAGAGCACCGUUACCAGAGGCAGCACAAGUAAGAACACCCUAUGGACAGGAUGGACUUUAUGCACCAGAAGCGAUUUCCAAUCACCGGAAACCUCAAGUAGAUGCUCAUCCAACCUUCAACAGGAAGAACAUCUCCAGACAGGCUGACUCUUCUCCACCCUGGCCAUUCUUUCCAGAUUCUAUACCUCUUUUAAAACCUGAGAACUGGGAAGAACAAAAUCUAGGACGGGUUUCCCCAACCAAGGAAUCUCGCUUCUCUAGAAGAUCUCGGGUUCGAAAUUCAAUUAAACCAGGUAAAUAUGGCUAUGGGAAGUUACCCUUUGCUUUGCCAUUGCAUAAAGACAAGGAGGAAUCACAACGUUUCAAGAGACAUCACAGUCUUCAAGUUGAUGAAACUUUAGUCUCAGCUUGGAGUGAGAAAGGAACAGACUUGAAGCCAACUCAGGCCACAAGAGCAGAAGACCAGGAACGUCACCAUAAAAGGCCUCAAGACCAGACCUCAGAUCUUCUCACAGAGAAUUCAAAUAAAAAAAUCAAUAUAGGAGAACGUGUUUUUCAUCAACUACCUCACAGGACCCAGACACCUAUUUUAUCUCACCAUCCUGAAAAGUUGGAGAACAUUUCCAUGUUAUUGCGGCUUGGUGGUUCUCAACAAAAACCUCUUGAAGGAGAAUCAUCAGAGAAUGGUUAUUAUGUUGACACCACUUUAAAGGAGGUUAUUGAUUCUGAUCCUGUUUACUAUAAUGGUUUUGGCAAAAAUAGAAAGGCAACUGUACUCCAACAACCUUCAUUGAGUAACGUCUUUCCAUUUACGUCAAAGAAAACCGUUAUUAGCCAUCAGACAUAUCUGAGUACAAAAGCACUGUCAACACAGACUAGAGAUAUAAAUAGGUCUGAGAAAACUACUGACUAUAAAUUUCCUGUGGAAAGUGUUACUGCUAUGACAGAACGAGAAAAUAUUAUUUCAGUACCAGAAGGCCAUCCAUUAAAAGAAAAGAAACAGGAAGUUAUAAAGAUGCAACAAAUUAAGACGGGUGGCACAGUAAAACCAAUGCAAACUAGACCUGUAGUAAAAAGACUGAGAGUAUUGACCAAGAGCUCUGCCUCUGAUUACCAGCAGAACAAAAAUGAGAAUGAAAGGAGUAGAGACAAAACCAUACAGAGAUUCAUACAUGUGGAGCAGUUAGCACCAUCAAAGACACCGCUGAAAAGUUCUGAAGUCACCAGCAGUGAACUGACACAGGAUGAGAAAGAAAGCUCUCCUUAUCAGCUCCAUGAUGAGAGUGAUAUUUCAAACCUACCUAGAUCCCGCAGACAGAGUCCAAAUAUAUAUAACACAGACAGUGGAAGGGUCUUUCAGAGUCUUUUCAGAGAGCCUCCUUCAGUCCAUAGAUCAUCCCAUGCAGAAACUUGGCCCUCAUAUGGAGCAAAUUCAGAGGUAUCCUUUGACGACGGGCAAGGACCAAGGCCAGGACCACAUCAAAGUUCUGACCUUCCACAAUGGAAUCUCUAUAAUACAGGAACUGAGGACUUUCACUGUGUGGGAGAACAGAAACAGUACAAGUCAUGCAACAUGGAGCCAUGUCCUGACAGCCAGCCUGAUGCCAGAGCCCUUCAAUGUGCCACCUUUAACAGCCAAGAGUUCAUGGGCCGGCUGUACCAAUGGGAAGCAUUUACAGAAGUACGAGGCAACCAGAGAUGUGAACUUAACUGCCGUCCAAUUGGAUAUCGCUUUUAUGUCAGGCACACAGAGAAAGUCCAAGAUGGCACACCUUGUGAAGCAGGAUCUUUUGAUGUCUGUGUUGAUGGCCAGUGCUUGAGCCCAGGGUGUGAUGGGAUUCUAGGAUCCAACAGCACAUUAGAUAUCUGUGGGGUGUGUGGUGGGAACAACUCAACCUGCAAGUUCGUCAGUGGGACCUUUAAUGAGACCAGUGUUCCUAUUGGCUAUCACAAAAUCCUGGAGAUCCCAAAAGGAGCCACUCAUAUUAAUGUGACAGAGCUCACUCGAAGUCCCAACUACCUUGCUUUGAGAAGCCGCUCUGGGAAAUCAGUCAUUAAUGGUAACUGGGCUGUGGACCCACCUGGAAGAUAUGAGGCUGGAGGGACAGUGUUUAUCUACACACGCCCAGGACGGGAGGAGAAGGGUGGGGAAACCUUCACUGCUGCUGGUCCUACUACGGAAGCUUUGGAUGUAUACAUGAUAUUCCAGCAAGAUAACCCAGGGGUCUCGUUCCAGUUUUUCCUGUCUUCCCCAACAGCCUCCAGUCACCACAAUCCAUCACCCAGCCAGGCACGGCAGGAGUACGGAGCUCUUAGGGCAAUGUCUUCCAAUGAGCCUCAGCAACAUACAGUAUCCCGAGGUUAUGCUCUAGAAGACCGAAACCCUGUACCACCUCCCCAAAUAAGAACGCCCCCAGUUAGACCAGCUGGUACCCUACAACGUAACAUCCGGAUACCCCCAAUCCCUGCUCCCCCAGUCCAUUACUGGCCAGAGCAGCCACAAUUUUUUUGGAAAAGAGUGGGGAACACAAUGUGCUCUGUAACUUGUGGGAAAGGCUUCUGGUACCCCAUUUAUCAAUGUGUCUCAAGAAGCUCUCUAGAGGAGGUCAGUGAAGAUGAGUGUGAUACGACUAACAAGCCAUUUCCCCAGGAAGAAGCCUGCAACACUCAGCCCUGCCCAGCCUUCUGGGACGUAGGUAACUGGUCAGUGUGCAGUAGGACUUGUGGUAACGGGAUACAACAUCGCCAGGUGCUGUGCCGACAAAUGUAUGCCAACCGUACCACCAUGGUGCAUCCACAGAGGUGUGGCAGCCUGGUAAAACCCAACGUCACCCAGACUUGCCAACUUCGCAUCUGCAGCAACUGGGAGAUCCAGACUAACUGGACCACGUGCUCCGUCAUGUGCGGCCUUGGACAAAGAACCCGCCAUGUGAGAUGCAUCAGCAAUCAUGGUGAUAUUGUGGGUGAGGUCGAGUGCAGCAAUCGUAUGCGCCCUAGAACAAAUGAGGUCUGCGACAUGGGCCCUUGUGUCCGAAGCUGGUUCCACAAUGACUGGAGCUCCAAGUGUUCUGCAGAAUGUGGAACAGGAAUCCAAAGGCGCUCGGUUAUCUGCCUCUCAAGUUCAGCGACUGAUGAAUCCCAAAACAGCUGCAUGGGUACUAAGCCCUCUGACAUGCGUGUGUGUAACAGCGGUGCUUGCGAGCGCACCGUGGGGUGGUACGCGGGGCCUUGGUCUGAGUGCUCAGCAGACUGUGAAGAAGGAUCUCAGAGACGUGAUGUGAUCUGUGUGAGCAAGCUGGGAGCAGAUUUUAAUGUGACCGACCAAUCAGAGUGCUCCCAUCUUGAGAAGCCACCUUCUCUACAGACAUGCAAUGCGGGGCCAUGUGGUGCUCGUUGGUUCACCACACCAUGGAGUGCUUGCUCAAAGUCUUGUCUCGGUGGUGUUCAGAUGAGAGAAGUGAGGUGUAUGGCUUCUGACAAGAGCAUCAGUCAACUGUGUGACCUGGACUCCAAACCGGAUGAGAAGAGAGUGUGCAACACACAACCUUGCUCCAGUGCACUAGAUGAAAACUGCAGGGACAGAUAUCACAACUGUGCAGUUGUUGUACAAGCUCGCCUUUGUGUCUACACCUACUACAAACAGGCCUGUUGUUCAUCGUGCACUCUCUCUCUGGCACGCUCCCGAGCAUCUGAAAGCAGAUAACAAUUUCGGACAUGUUUCUCCAGUACCUUUUCCUUCUGCCUCACCAGAUUCUAUAUAUAAUAUUAUACUCAGAAGAGAUCAUAUUUAUUAAUCUCUUUGAUGUUGGCUGGACGUAUAACGCUUCGUCAUGUUGCACGUCCUUCCUUCAGCGGAGAGGCCUAAGACACAAAUGGAUAUUUCCUUUUAACAUUGGUCUAAUGGCCACAGGGGAAAGACUGCUUUUCCGAAUCCAUUAUGGUGCUACAUAACAGAGCAUAUAAAUGCCUUACUGUUCCACUGCAACUGUGAUAAAUAUAUAUAUGUGCAACAGAUCAAAUCAUGACAUUUACCUGUAUUGUUUCACAGGGAUUGUGUUUAGUAAACCUCACCAAAGAACUCCAGGAUGAAAAGAUUUCCAAUGGAAAUAACCAAGUUUAUUUCGCAAUAUGACGCAAACCCAUUAGCUACAUAAAAGCACUGCAUAGCAGUGUAUUUGACACAUAAAAGGUUAACCAGAAAUACAUUGGUGGUUUUAAAUUGACUUCCCAAUAUAACAUUUCUGGGGACCAAAAAUUUUAGAUAUGUGAUGAAUAAAAUGUGUUUGUUUUUUUCAUCAUAGUGUUUUACUUUGGUGAUGUAUUCAGAUCUGUAUGGCUGUAAUUAAUUCAUUUAGGAUUUCAGAAAAAAACAAAGGGCAUGACUCUCAAAAAACUUUACAGCUUAGAGAGAAAUAAUCUUGCAGACCCGCAGGGGCAGGACUCACUGAUUUCUCUAAGAAAAAGGGAGGAACCUGCAUCCUAACAAACGGAUUGAUAGCACAAUCAUAAUUUGUAAAAUCACAAUUGUAAAUAAACUGCUGUAUACAAAAUCUGAAUUUGCACAUUAUUUAAGUGCAAAUCGUUAAAUGUAAUAAAACUUAAUGGACAAAAUCUAAAAGUCUACCACAAAUUAAAAUUAUGAUGCACAAAGUGUAAAUGUAACAAAACGCGUUAUGCAGUGCCAUAUUGUACUGUGCUUGUAACUCCUUAACAUCCAAAAAUACAGCAAGCUCCCUUUAGAGAGAUUUACUUGUAGUUUUCAAGGAUUGAUACAAAAUUGAGAAAGUUCUUCACAUUUUACUACGUCAGGGAUUAAUAAUCUUUUUACUAGAAGACACAGAAACAAGAUCAUUCAGUGUCAGUGUAGUAGUAUUGAUUUUAUUAAGCAUAUGGAUAUAUAUUUAUUUUAAGUGUUUGUUCUGUUGGGAUCAAUAAUUAUUUGGACUCAUGAUUUACACUUUUGUACUGUUCAGCUACAUUUUAUUCAGCAUAAAAAACGGCUGCGCUGUUGCAAUCUUACUAAACUAGCAAAGGGCCUACAUUUCAAAAUGUAUCUUGCCUAAAAGACUCUGGUUAAAUAAUAAAUUGCACUUAAAGGGACUUUCUGAUGCAAAAAAUGACAAUUUGUUGAAGGGACAGUAAAGUCAAAAUUAAACUUUGAUGAUUCAUAUGAAGCAUUUAAUUUUAAGCAACUUCCCAAUUUUCUUCUAUCUAAUUUGCUUUGUUUCUUUUUGUAUCCUUUAUUGAAAAGCAUAACUAGGUAGGCCAGAAGCAGCACUGCACUGCUGAGAGCUAGUAGCUGAUUGGAGGCUGCACAUAUAUGCCUUUUGUCAUUGGCUAAUCUGAUGUGUUCAGCUAGCUAGUGCAUUGCUUCGCCUUCAUCAAAGGAUAGAAAGAGAAUAAGGUACAUUUAACAAUAGAAGUAAUUAUAACGUUGUUUAAAAUAGUAUGCUCAGUCUGAAUCGUGAAAGAAAAAUGUUGGAUUCCAUUCCCCUUUAACACAUUUCAACUUGUAAUUAUUGCAUCAGAAUAUUUAUUUAAACACUCUAUAAACAUUUUAUAGAUUAUGUUUAAAAAUAAAAAAGAUUAUACAUUUUCUGAUAAUGUCAGUGCAUUUAAUUUUUAGCAAAAAAAUGUAGGUUCGAUAUCUACAAGGUUAUCGAUUCCAUCAGAUUAAGAACUCAACAAGGUUGACGUUAUUUUAACCAGUUUUAUUAUGUAUUUACAUAUAUUUACAUAUAAAUCUUUACAUGCACACAUAUAUCCAGUCACUAAAACUGAAAUGAGACUGACCAUCCUAAUACACAAUAUUUAGUUUUAUAAGCGAGAAACAGCACUAGCGAGAAACUCAAAUGACCUUGCACCUCAAGCGAUCACAUAUGAGAUAGCGGUUUGCCCCUAUAUAAAUAGGAGGGUAUAUUAACCCAAAAUAUGAAAGAUAUCUUGUAUUGGGGUGUCAGUUUAAUUCUAACUUAAUUAUGUGAAUAUAUAUAUUAUAUAUAUAUAUAUAUAUAUACACAUUGCCUUUUUAUGUAGUAAAUUAUGUAAUAUUGCUAUUGCUCUAAGUAGAGAACAGUGUUAAACUCAGGUCAAUGUAUAUUAGAAUGAAUGUCCUAGAAAUGAAUGGGUUAUCUCUUUCACACAAAGUAUUUGAUGCAUUAUCUGUGUUGUACCCUAAUUAAGUAAUGCAUUAGCCCACUUAUAGACACAUCACAUCCAUCCUAACCAGAAAUCAUCUGAUGCUUAUAGCAAGCACUAUUGUGUGCAGAGUAAUCUAAGUAAAGUAGCACAACCUAGUGGUAGUAUACAGAAAUGCACCCUAUGCACCGUUAAGAGGAAAAUGUAAAUACGAUACACUGCACUGUACAACAUUGUUUAUUCAUAUCUGAGGUCAUUUGCUGUUACAUUUAAAAGGCUAUAUUUAAAGUUAUAUUUGCUUAUAUGACUAGUUGGACAUUUACUCGUUUGUUUUCUGUGACAUUUCAAUGUGUUCACUGUAUCAGCAUAUAUUUAUGCCACAAACCCUUGUUUAAAAGUUUACUGUGCAGUAUAUUAUGUCUGAAAGUGUAUAUAACUCUUUAUCAAAAAAAGACAUUCAAAUAUGUAACAGAAAGCACAGGAAGGCUUCAUUUUUAAAUCCCCAAGCAAUUAGAAUGCACAGUUCUAAUCCGCAUUUUUAUUGAAAACCGUGAUAAAAAUUGAUGGUCUACAAAUUAUAGAAGGAGUAACAUGGAACUACAUAUUGCAAAUACUUUCACCUUUAAAAUGACACUAUACUCAAAAUCUAUCACCUAUAUAAAAGAAAGUCAUUAAAGGGACAUUAAACACUAAAUACAUGCUAGAUUGAAUAAUCAUUCAAAGAAAAGAUUAGUCCAUGACUAACAUGUAGAUGUAUUUUUUAAAGUUUCAUCAGUUGUUUAAAAAGUGACAAAAAAGUGUAAAGUUUUAGUGUCUAUAAAACACUGGGAGCUGCCAUGUUGUAACUUGUGUUACCUUCUCUGCUGUGGCCAAUUAGGGUCAGUUAUAAAUAGGUCACUAGAGUGUGCAGCCAAUGGUUGUGCUGGAUUUAACAGUGUUCUGCACUUCCAUUUCUAACAGGAUCUGGAAAGCUCACAAUUUCAGAAUGGAAUUACAGGCAAAUAGGACAAAAUAAAUAAUGAAAGUAUAUUGCAGAGUUGUUUUAUUAUAUACAAUUUAUCAUUUUAUAUUACCAUCUCAAAGUGUUUAAUGUCCCUUUAAACAUGUUGGAAAUAUAGUGUCCGAAAAUAUGUGAAAUGAAAGCUGUUAAAAUUCAAAUAGAAUCUAAUACAGCAAUAUUAGUCAUGUACUUUCAAUUAAUGCUCAUUGGCUUUAAGAUUCUUACUACUGAUGCUCAUUGGCCGAUAGAGAAUUGAACAUUAGAAAGGAGUUUCUAUCAACCAAUGAGAAUUAGCAUGAUAUACACAACUGAUACUGAUGUAUACGUUUCAGAUUCAAUUUAAACAGCUUUUACUUAAUUUAAAAAAAUCAACCUGAUUAAAUGCUACAUAAAUUGAUGGGGGUUUUUUUUUAGUACAAUGUCCAUUUAAAUAUGCAGAAUCAAUAUUUCUAAUAACAUUUAGUGGGGCCAAUCGAUAACUGUACAGAAGUAUUGAAUGUGCACAAAAUAUAUUCAAUGCAAAUUGUAAAGAAUAGAGGCAGGUUAAUGCAAUACUUUUUUUUAUGUUUAGUGCCUUUUUGUAAAUGUAUGAUUAAGACGUUCGGUGUUACAUUUACCUUUAACUAAAGCGGCCGUUGAGGAUACAGCAAUGUCCAUUUUAAGGGGUCUACUAGAACAGUAAAUUGUAUUGGUUCAUCAGUUACAUCGUCUAUAAAUCUACCAAUAAGCUCCACCAAGCUGAGACAAGCAAUCUCAAUACAGUUCAGAUUAUCAGAAGGGGAAUUUGAUGCUGGAUCACAAGGCUAGUUGGAAUUUACCAUGUGCACAAAUGAGCAACUGAUAUCCAUGGACAGUUAUGUGUUUAUUAAGAUUUUAUAUAAUAUAGGAAUUUAUUUUUUUAAUAUAACAGAUUUGAACCUCCCUCCCCACUUCAAAUCAGUAUUGAAAAUAAUUUGUGCUAUGUUGUAUCCAAAGGAAAAAAUUAUCAGGGCUAUUUGACUCUAUUUUCAUAAAUCCUUUCUAUUCCCGCUGUUUUAUAUCUAUUUGGUUUCCUUGUAAAUCUUAAUUUAUUUUUUAAGAAUUAAAAUUUUAUGUUUUUUUGUUUUGUUAAGAGAUUGUAAAAAAAUAUUAAACUUUUUAUUUGAAUAGGAA